Molecule: messenger RNA, 1091 nt
Organism: Guillardia theta CCMP2712
Lineage: Eukaryota; Cryptophyceae; Pyrenomonadales; Geminigeraceae
Exons: 9
Coding region: 1-696 (231 amino acids)
Source: RefSeq, a predicted model, not a curated record
AUGGCUGGGCAGGUGCCCCAGCCGCCGGGGCUGCGAGAUGGCGAGAGAAAGGGAGGAGACCCUGUGAGAAAUGCGAGACUGAGGACAACAACUACCAGCAGCAGACCAGCAUCAUCCAACAGCGAGAACAGCCCAAGGUCGAGUAAUGACGAAGAGAAAGGCUCUAUGGCUGCUCUACAAACUCUGCUGGGCAAUGCAGUGCAUGGCUUGAGCACAAACGAGGUAGUGUUCUUCCCAAGAAGCAGGGACGAGAAGCGCGAAGAUGAAGGAACGCGAGCUCCUGAGCGAUCUUCAGCUGAGAAAGGAAGCGCAUUAGAGACUGGCAAGUUGAUGGAGGAGCUGGUCAGAGCCUACAAUGAACUAGAGCAGGAAAGAUGUCGAAGAAAGCGAUCUGAGCAACAUGCUCGAAAAUCGUUGACUGGAUGCAUCGGAACAAUAUCAAGUUUGAUCCAUCACAGGAGAACUUCGAUGCAGCAGACAACCAGUUCUGCUCAGCGUGCCGAGAUGUCUCUUGCCAGACGGAAGACAUGGUCUGGAAGCAGGAGACUCCUCGAGGGUCAGGUAUCGCGGCUGCGCAGUACCUUGGGGUGUGCUGUCUCUGCAACCGGGCACGAACUUCUCCCAUGGCCUCCAAGGGGACUCUCACAGACGAGCGGCUCAACGAGACGUUCCUGUCCGACGGCGCGGAUGACCUGAGGGGCCCUGAGCUCGAGCUGUUGGGAUCUGGGGCUGAUGCUUUUGCUGCGGAAGGCAGUCCGAACGAGAGGACGUCUCCUAGCGUUCGACCGCACACAGCCCAUGCCUUCAGGUCCGAUGAGAGCAGCGUGCCAGACUUCGAUAUCGCUGGUUUCGCUACCAUCACAGACAGUCAAAAUCGACCCAUGACGAGUCUCGCCACACAUGCUACUAAACAGCCUCAAAGCAAUCGACCGACUUCCGCCUUGGCUCAGUAUCGAAAGACUGUCGGAGACUAUCGCCGUGGAAUCGAAGAACUACAGAGAAAGUUUGGUCUCAUCAAGGAGGGGAACUUCUCAGAAGCGAGUUUAGAUUCGAGUAGAAGCUCACUGACUACAGGAGAUGAAUGUACAUAA